AUGUGGGCCACUAAUGAAGAGAAAAGUGUUAGUGAAAGAGCUUUGAUGGAGAAGAAGGGCAGCAGAGACAGAGAAGGCGACAUGGGUGGUGGCGCAGCCCAUAAUAGACCUCUUCAUCCUCCAAGUCGGGCCUACCCUACGCCGCCUCCUCCUCGUCUCCACCUCGAACCCAUUGAUCGUGAAAAGACUUGCCCUUUAUUGCUUCGAGUUUUCACUAAGAUUGGAAGUCAUCAUAAGCUAGAAGAUUUUGUCGUGAGAGGCAAGGAGCCGAAAGAUGAGGUUCAAAUUUAUACGUGGAAAGAUGCAACACUUCGCGAGUUAACUGAUCUUGUCAAAGAGGUUGCUCCAGAGGCAAGGAGAAGAAAUGCAAAACUAUCAUUUGCUUUUGUCUAUCCUGAUAAACAUGGUCGUUUUGUGUUGAGAGUGGUGGGGAUGACACAUUCAAGUGGGAGAAGACCAGAUGAUCUCAAAGCAUUGGCUGAACUCAACUUCCAGAUUGGAGAUUACUUGGAUGUAGCAAUCAUCACACAAACUGUUGGCAGUUGGCGCCAAGAAAAUGGAUUAACUAAUGAAAACAUGAGAUACUUGUUGGAUUUUGGUAUGGAUAACUGGAACCAGCUUCUUGUAGUAGUUAUCCCUCCAAAGGUUGUUCAAUUAUACUUUUGGUUAGAGUGUUCAGGUUACAGUUUAGGAGAUUGA
Messenger RNA from Dovyalis caffra, 699 nucleotides. Lineage: Eukaryota; Viridiplantae; Streptophyta; Magnoliopsida; Malpighiales; Salicaceae. The record is from the annotation of a GenBank genome assembly.